Molecule: messenger RNA, 1160 nt
Organism: Corticium candelabrum
Lineage: Eukaryota; Metazoa; Porifera; Homoscleromorpha; Homosclerophorida; Plakinidae
Exons: 1
Coding region: 6-1067 (353 amino acids)
Source: RefSeq, a predicted model, not a curated record
AAUCAAUGAAAGAAUUGCCAUCUCGUUUCUUGUGUAUGACUGACUUGGUUGAUUAUCUUACUUCUUCUAAAGAAAAGUCGGGGUCGAUUGGCUCAGAAGUAAUUUCUAGCUUUUCCGACUUGCCACCAUUGUCCAAGUCAGCUGACAAUGAUGAAGAUUUUCAAACACUUGAUGACAUCAUCGCUUAUCCUAAGAAACUGCAGCACCGUCUUUGUACUGAGAUAAACGAAAUUAAUGUGUCUGAACUCAUUGCUCAGGCUCCUUCUGAUAAAGAUGCGGCAAGGCUGCGGUCAUUGCAAGGUCGUGGAGCCGGAGAUUGGUUAGAUGCCAUUCCUACUUCUGAUAGGCACGCACUUAAAACAAACGACUUUUCUAUAGCGUCCUAUUUGCGGUUGGGAUUGGCUUUACCGUUUACCAAGUGGGUGAAAGUGUGUGACUGUGGACAACAACUGGAUCAACAAGGAUACCACCUACUAACAUGUAAAUAUGGAGGAGGUCCUGUCUGGACCCACAAUACUAUCUUGAAGGGUUGGAGUGAAUGUUUGAGUGAUUUGCACAUUCCCCAUCAAACCGAACCCCGGCAUCGUUUUGUUAGUAGCGAAAACCGUCCUGAUAUGACACUCUUUGAUUCUGAAACAGGACAGAAUCUUGACGUGGAUGUUUCAUUAGCACACCCAUGGAGUAAGGAUGCUCUCAACCACGCACACAGAGAAGAAGGGUAUGCUGCAAAAGUAAGAGAGGAGAAGAAACUAAAGAAAUACUCAGGAGAGGUCCUGCAUGGUGGUUUAUCAUCCAAGUGUGUUCCACUAGUCUUUGAACAUUUUGGUUUGUGGGGCUCGCACGCACACAAGUUUUUGUCUCAUAUAUCUAGGCAAAGCUACAAUACCACUCAUGCACAUCCUUUUAACAGCGCUCAACGUUUUAAGGCAUUCUGGAGAAAGCAAUUUUCCAUCAUUCUUCAGAGAUGCAACGCCAGAGUGAUUUCGAGGAAGCUGUCGAGAUUUUCAUGCAGUACAAACGACAGUGGCAUAAUGUUUGACUGCAAUGUUGUAGGCCAAGUCCAUUAAUGUGUUAUAAUUUGCUUAGUUAUGAAGGACUGGUAGAUAUUUGAAAGUUUCCUGUACAUACGUAGAGUUUUGAUGAUAAUAAAUGAAUCUGUC